This is a messenger RNA of Trametes versicolor FP-101664 SS1, 2128 nucleotides long. Its product is annotated as NAD-aldehyde dehydrogenase. The coding region runs from base 153 to 1667 and encodes 504 amino acids. The transcript is spliced from 18 exons. Gene Ontology annotation, molecular function: aldehyde dehydrogenase (NAD+) activity. Lineage: Eukaryota; Fungi; Basidiomycota; Agaricomycetes; Polyporales; Polyporaceae. The record is from RefSeq and is a predicted model, not a curated record.
UGCGCUCGAGUCAGGCUGCACCUAUCUGCACCUUAUCGAGCCAGGGCUAUCGACCAGUGGCUGCGACCGUCCCACGCACGUUAUUUACGAGGGCAAACCGCUCUUUCUCCCAUACCACCAUCUCCCCACCCACCCGCCGUCUGCAGCACACCAUGGCCCAGUCAGUCACCAUCAGCGUAGCGAGCACGGGCCGCAAGAUCACAGUCCCUACCGGCCUCUUCAUCAACAACGAAUUCGUGCCUUCUGUUGACUCAAAGGAGACGAUUGAGUGCAUCAACCCCGCCACGGAAGAGGUGAUAUGCUCCAUCAUCGCAGGUUCCGAGAAGGACAUCGACAUCGCCGUCGCCGCUGCUCGCAAGGCGUUCAAGACCACUUGGGGCAAGAACGUCACCGGCUUUGAGCGUUCGCGCCUCAUCAACAAGCUCGCCGACCUCAUCGAGCGCGAUGCACAGGAACUUGCCGAGCUCGAGGCCCUGAACAACGGGAAGCCCGUCAAAAUCGCCCGCGACUUCGACAUCGGCGACAGCGUUGCGUGUCUGCGCUACUACGCCGGGUGGGCGGACAAAAUCCUCGGACAGUCGCUCGAGGUCGACAACAAGACCAAAUUCGCGUUCACCCGCCACGACCCGAUUGGUGUCUGCGGCCAGAUCAUCCCAUGGAACUACCCUAUCAACAUGUGGUCAUGGAAGGUCGCGCCCGCCCUCGCUUGCGGCUGCACCAUUGUCAUGAAGCCGUCGGAAAUUACGCCGCUCACCGCUCUCAAACUCUCCGAGCUGGUCGUUGAGGCUGGAUUCCCUCCCGGUGUCAUCAACACCGUCCCUUCACUUGGAUCGGUCGGCGGCGCUGCGCUCUCGUCGCACCAGGACGUCGACAAGGUCGCCUUCACGGGCAGCACCGUCACCGGCCGCAGGAUCAUGGAGGCCGCAGCGAAGAGCAACCUCAAGAAGGUCAGCUUGGAGCUCGGUGGCAAGUCCCCCAACAUCGUCUUCGAGUCUGCGGACCUUGACCAAGCUGCGAACUGGGUCGGUCUCGGCAUCCUGUACAACACUGGCCAGGACUGCACGGCGGGCUCGCGUCUCUUCGUCCAGGACACGAUUUACGACAAGUUCAUCGCGAUUGUCGUGGAGAAGUUCAAGCAGAUGAAGAUCGGAGACGGCUUCGACGAAGCGUCAGGUGGAGGCCCUGUCGUUUCGAAGAUGCAGUACGACAAGAUCUUCUCGUUCAUCGAGUCAGGAAAGCAGGAGGGCGCCAAGGCGAUCCUCGGUGGCGAGAAGCGUCCUGGAAAGGGCUACUUCGUCGACCCGACUAUCUUCGUCGACGUUACCCCCGAUAUGAAAAUCGUUCGCGAGGAGAUCUUCGGGCCUGUGCUCUCGGUCGCGAAGUUCAAGACGGAGGAGGAGGUGAUCGAAAUUGCGAACGACACAGCGUACGGUCUCGGGGCUGGCCUGCACUCGAAUGAUGCGAACCAGUGCAUGCGCGUCUCGCAGGCGCUCGAGGCCGGUACGGUCUGGGUGAAUCAGUACAACCUCCUCAACAACAACGUGCCCUUUGGCGGCAAGAAGCAGAGCGGUAUCGGCCGCGAGCUGGGCAGCUACGCGCUCGAGGAGUACACGUCCGUCAAGGCCAUCCACUGGAACUACGGCGAGAAGCUUGACUGGCCGCUGUAAACGCCGCCUCCCCAUCUUGAGAAGACGCCGCGAGCCGUGCUCCGACGGCGGUGAUCAUUGUCGAGGGAUGAAAGAAGCUGAAGGCAGCUGCGAAGCAAAGAGAAGAAGUGUACGAGUACUUGGGUGGCACUGUGUCAACAACGUGCUUAAGAAUACCACGGGGUCGAAUCUCCAACGCACGAACGUGUUCCGACGGUCUACAUAUUCCAUGGCCCCGUCGAGAUGUCGCCUCGAUAACGCUGCAAAUUCCUGUUGGUCGCGACGCACGCCCACGAUCUUCCUCCACACACCGGCGACGGGGGUGAUGACAAGGUCAGGGGAUCGAGUGCGUUAUCGCCGGACGCCCACCGUUAGGCUCAGCGCUCAGCAAGGUUCCGCUGCACCCCCGCCGCUCGACGUCGCCUUCACACGUUACACGGUGCCCGAACGACCGCAGCUUGCAGCAAUAAAUCUAGAUCGCG